CUUGCAAGUGCGACUAUAUCGUGUGUCCCUGGAGCUGGUCGCAACAGUUGUGCCGCAGCCUUUGCGCCCACUCUCCACUACAGCUGCGAUCCGGAAAGGGCAACACUCCCUUUCAAACGCAGGUGUAUCUCACCAACCUCAGAAUCAACCAUGCCGGUGCAAACUAGCGCCCCAACACUCCCGGACUCGUUUCCGUCCUUCAUGUCAGUAUUUGGCGGACGGACGCUUGAUUUUCCCGAGAAGGAAGAGCGAAGCACAGCACGCAAACCACUCCGUCUGCCUACCAAUGUCACUAUCAAUACCUCGACGCGCCGUCCGUUUCAUUACCAGCAUCGUGCGAGCAUUUCCUCCGUGACAUCGGGCUCCACCGACUCUUCACCCACUACUACCAUCUCCACCUUCGACUCGCCCUCGGUGGCGGAUACAUCCCCGAGUUCCUCCCCCGAGUCUCCGUCGUCAAUGCCGUUGGCAUUCAACAAAUUCACCAUGCCUCCGGCACGAAACUUCGAAAACCAGGCUUCCUCGACGAACAGCCUUGCACAAACUCCCUCAGAUGCUUCGAGUCUUCCGCGGCCAGACUCCCCGGGUAGGCGGGCGCGAAACCUCAAAAAUCUCUCACUGAGGAUGCCCCCUCCCUGUCAGUCGCGCCCACCGAUCGCAACAGCUUCCAUGGUCGAAGGGACUUCCCACCAUCUUUCGGCUCCUCCCUCUCCCGUGCACGUACCAUUGAAGGGUAUGCGCCGUAAACCGGCCAACUUGACCAUCCGCACGCCGGGAUUCGGGUCAUUCUCCAACAACAUCACCGAGCUUGUUCCUCCGACUCCGCACUCCUUGCGCCACACCGAAUCAUCACCGUCCCUGACCUCUGUCUUUUCUCCGUCUUUUGGCCCUAAGGGUGGUAUGCAGCUUCCUCGACCUAUGACGCAUCAUGGCGCCCGACGACCGUCGGCUACCUCGGAAAACAACCCGUCGCCUCUGCAAACAGUGGAGGAUGAAGAUUCAGCUUCGGGUGGGGUUUUACCUGAAUUGGAGGAAGAAGACGACCACCUGGAUUCUAGAGAAUCUACGCGGCGUAGCGAGCGGGGAUACCCCAAUGGUCCUAUCCAGAUAUACGAUUCCGGCGUCUAUCUUUACUUGGAACCGACCGCGCAAGAAGCAUCUCAAUUUGAUGUCGUUGUGAAUGUGGCCAAGGAAGUAGCGAAUCCAUUCACGAAAGCCAGCGCCAACACCGAGACCGUGGUGAGCGCUCUGCGCAAUGGAUCAGUCAGCCCUAAGCGCUUGUCUAUUGCGGAGCCGUGGACAGCUGCCUCGGAAACGUCUUUCAAGUCCGCGUUCGAAUAUCCUCAAAGUGAGGCAUCAUCGCCCGCAACUCCCAAGAAGGAUGCAUCCGGACCGGAAUAUGUCCAUGUUGGCUGGGAUCAUAAUUCGGAAAUCCUGGAAGAUCUAUACCCAUUGUGUGAGCUGAUUGACUCCCGCAUUGCAAAUGGAAAGAAAGUCCUUGUGCAUUGCCAAUUGGGAGCUAGCCGGUCGGCCUCGUUGGUCAUUGCCUAUGGUCUUUUCAAGAACCGAGACUUAGAUUUCAACUCGAUGUAUGAAAUUGUGAAGGAACGCAGCCGCUGGGUUGGCCCCAAUAUGAGCCUGAUAUAUCAGCUGACGGAUUUCCGCUCCCGGCUCAUGCGUGGGGACCUCUCCAAGGCCGCUCCCGAAGAGUGGUUCGGCGAAAGUUCGCCAAAGGAGACUGAGCAGCGGCGCUCGCGAGCUUACAAGCGAGAGUCGGUCGAAACUUGCAUUCCUGGCGAUGAAAGUAUAUGCUCCGAUGCGGAACCCUACUCAUCCAAAGCCCUUUCGCAAGCGUCAAUGUGCUCUUUGUCGGUGCCGUCCACCAACCAGACAACACCUGUGUCAAUUGAGAGUCUGGGGUUCACCAAGUCCCUCACGCACAAACGAAGCAUUUCGCCUCGACCAUUGCCCCUACGACAGAGCUUCCAUACCGGAUUGGCGAGUGAUACUACGCCUUCCAAACCGGCAUCGCUUCCAUGGCACAUGGAAGCCGGGCCGUACUCGUAUGCUAAGACCGACAUGUUCAUGCGGGAAGGCUCUGAGGAAUCCAAUGCUCUCUUCUCCCCGAGGACGACGGACUUCAUGGCGGCGCCUGUUGCGCGGUCUGUUUCCGACGUCCUGGAGAAUGAUGGUCUCAACGGACUGCGGUUUCGGUCGCGGAUCGCGGACCCGCGGUCUCCGCCUCCUGGGAACGAGCGGUUGAUUAUGAGAAAUAUUGAUGAAUUUCUGUGAUUCUUGCCAUAUUUGUCUUCGAACUGCGAGGACUGGCCAAUUGGGCGUCAGUCCUGAGAAAUGAUUCCAUGACCUAUUACCCAUCCAACUAUCGCCUGAACCGCACCCGUCAGGUUAAACAUUCAUUCUCUCCUUUUUGCAAUCCCGCCAUUUGUGGCAUCGACACACUCCCUCAUUUUCUUCCUCUCCACCUACUACUUUCCCUUCUCCUGUUUUCAUCUGAUUGAUGAGUUGAUGACCAAAGCGGGCUUUA
Aspergillus homomorphus CBS 101889 is the source of this 2545-nucleotide messenger RNA. It is a transcript of the gene dspD, whose product is annotated as putative protein-tyrosine phosphatase. Gene Ontology annotation, biological process: protein dephosphorylation; negative regulation of MAPK cascade. The record is from RefSeq and is a predicted model, not a curated record. Gene Ontology annotation, molecular function: protein tyrosine/threonine phosphatase activity; MAP kinase tyrosine/serine/threonine phosphatase activity. NCBI's taxonomy places the organism in Eukaryota, Fungi, Ascomycota, Eurotiomycetes, Eurotiales, Aspergillaceae. Gene Ontology annotation, cellular component: cytoplasm; cytosol; nucleus. Bases 151 to 2292 code for a protein of 713 amino acids. The transcript is spliced from 2 exons.